Triplophysa dalaica is the source of this 5882-nucleotide messenger RNA. It is a transcript of the gene ctnnd2b, whose product is annotated as catenin (cadherin-associated protein), delta 2b. Bases 223 to 3843 code for a protein of 1206 amino acids. Lineage: Eukaryota; Metazoa; Chordata; Actinopteri; Cypriniformes; Nemacheilidae. Gene Ontology annotation, biological process: cell-cell junction assembly; dendritic spine morphogenesis; cell-cell adhesion. The record is from RefSeq and is a predicted model, not a curated record. Gene Ontology annotation, molecular function: cadherin binding. Gene Ontology annotation, cellular component: postsynaptic density; cytoplasm; plasma membrane. The transcript has 23 exons.
GCUGCUGUAUCUGUGGGUACCCACCGCAGUUUUCCGGUCUCUUUCCCUGGAUACCCAGCGGAUGCUAUUCCUUCCUCCGCGCAUCAGCUUCUCGUAUCGACAGUCUGCUUUCAAUGCCAGUCGUCGGGAAUGAUUUUUGCGUGUCGCUCUCUCUGAAUUGUCGGCAUUAAUCGGGGAGGGGAGGCGAGAAGCGCGUUGUGCCUCUGAACGUUAUUCGAAGUAAUGCCAGUGCCAGACCAGCCCUCUGAGAACUCCAGCAUGUUGAGCCCAGUACUGAACGCCUCCAAUGGAGACGGGUCCGAGACAGAGACCACUUCUGCCAUCCUGGCCUCUGUUAAAGAACAGGAGCUGCAGUUCGAGCGACUGACACGGGAGUUGGAGGCUGAGAGGCAGAUUGUUGCCACCCAGCUGGAGAGAUGCAAGUUGGGUUCUGAAACCGGAAGCAUGAGCAGCAUCAGUUCUGCGGAUGAGAAGUUUCGCUGGAACAACCAAGAUGGACAAAAAGAUAUAGAGGAAGAGCUUACCACCGGUCUGGAACUUGUAGAUUCCUGCAUCCGCUCUCUUCAGGAAUCUGGUAUUCUGGAUGCACAGGAAUUCACUGCGGGCGAAAGACCAGGCAUACUCUCCCAGAGUGCUUUGCAGCUCAAUAAUCAAGAGGGCGCUUUUCCGUAUCCAGUCAAUUACCAUAGCAACCAGACCCUGGCUCUCGGGGACCUGUCGGGCUCCCAGCCUCCCCGAGGGGGUCAGGUGGGAGGAGCCCUGCAUAGCUAUAACCAGGUGACGUCUAAUCGUGUUGCACAGCUGGCUGCCAGAGAGACAGCCUCCCGGGUUCAUUCUCGAGACUCCUUUGACCAGAGUCAUGGCAGUGCAUGCCACAUGCCAGACGAUCAGCCAGCAGCCCCUGUAAAUUAUUCCUGCUUCACUCUCCCAGCCCAGCGAGUGAGCUCUCAAUUUUCCAUGCAGACUUUGGGCUCACCGUCCAAACUCCAGAGGCUGGGCUCAGCCUCCGACAUGCCCAGCUACGCCACUCUUGCGCGGGUGUCUUCACCCAAGCAGUCUCCGAGCCGGCUGGCCAAGUCCUACAGCACCAGCUCGCCCAUCAACAUGGCGGCGGGAGGUUUGUCCUCCUCACCUUUGCACAUGGCGACGGGACCGGGCAACGCCUCCAACUCAUCUCCUUUACACCAGCUCAGCAACGUGGUGGGAAGCUACGCCACUUUGUCUCCCACCAAGCGCAUGCUUCACUCCACCGAUCAGUACAAGAUCUCCCAUGAUCUGUAUGCCAACGCCACACUCCAGAGGCCCGGCAGUCUGGCAGGUUCCAGAGGUUCGUAUAGUAGUCAGCACAGUCACAUGGGCUCAGAGAUCAGACCCCUGCAGUCUCCAGAGCAUCACAUCGACCCGAUUUACGAGGACAGAGUCUACCAGAAGGCUCCUCUGAGGAACUUCAACCAAGGCCAAACCCCUUCCUCUCCCGGUGUUGACUCCAUACCCUUGCAGCGUACUGCAAGCCAGAACGCCACGGGGACGUUCCCCCGUGCAGGCUAUGCCACCGGUCCUGGUGCCUCAACCGUAGACUAUGCCAACCCCUACCGUACUCUCCAGUUCUGCCCCUCCACAGACUCACCCUACAGUAAAUCAGGACCUGCUCUGCCUCCGGAAGCAACACUGGUCAGGUCGCCCUCCGUAGACAGCAUCCAGAAGGAUCCCAGGUACGACCCUGAAUUCCUUGUCUGGAAUCAAAAUCAAGCCGAGCAAAGAAUGACAAAGGAAUUUGGCUGGAGGGAUCCUGAACUGCCAGAGGUCAUUCAAAUGCUGCAGCAUCAGUUUCCAUCUGUACAGUCCAAUGCUGCAGCCUACCUACAGCACCUGUGCUUUGGAGACAACAAGAUCAAAUCAGAGAUACGAAGACAGGGUGGUAUCCAGCUUCUGGUGGACCUGCUGGACCACCGUAUGACCGACGUGCACAGGAGUGCCUGCGGCGCUCUUAGGAACCUGGUUUACGGCAAGGCCAACGAUGACAACAAGAUUGCGCUGAAGAAUUGUGGUGGGAUUCCCGCCCUCGUGCGGCUCCUGCGCAAGACUACAGACGUGGAGAUCAGAGAGCUGCUUACAGGGGUGCUGUGGAAUCUGUCCUCGUGCGAUGCUCUGAAGAUGCCAAUAAUUCAGGACGCUCUAGCAGUGCUGACCAACACAGUCAUUAUUCCUCACUCGGGCUGGGACACCUCUCCCCAUCAGGACGAUCGCAAACUUCUCCUGCAUUCCUCACAGGUGCUCCGCAAUGCUACCGGUUGCCUCAGGAACGUGAGCUCAGCUGGAGAAGAGGCCCGCCGCAGGAUGAGAGAGUGUGAGGGGCUCACCGAUGCUCUGCUUUAUGUCAUUCAGACGGCCCUGGGCACCAGCGAAAUCGACAGCAAGACUAUCGAGAACUGCGUGUGUAUCCUGCGGAACCUGUCGUACAGGUUGGCUGCGGAGACGUCUCAAGGGCAGCAGAUGGGAUCGGAGGAGCUGGACGGGGUUCUGUGCACUGACGCCAGCGGCAAGGAUGCUGAGAGCUCCGGCUGCUGGGGCAAGAAGAAAAAGAAAAAGAAGAGCCACGAUCAGUGGGAUGGUGUUGGGCCUUUCCCUGACUCCAGUGAUCCUCCAAAGGGACUACAGAUGCUCUGGCACCCAUCGAUAGUGAAACCUUACCUCACUCUCCUCUCUGAAUGCUCAAACCCGGACACCCUGGAGGGAGCGGCAGGGGCUCUACAGAACCUGGCAGCGGGUAGCUGGAAGGUAGGCCCCAACAUAAAACCUUGGUCGGUGUAUAUCCGAGCAGCGGUGAGGAAAGAGAAAGGCCUGCCCAUUCUGGUGGAGCUGCUGAGAAUAGACAAUGAUCGAGUGGUGUGUGCUGUGGCCACGGCUCUCAGAAACAUGGCUCUCGAUGUCAGGAACAAGGAACUCAUAGGCAAGUACGCCAUGAGGGAUCUAGUCCAUCGUCUGCCGGGGGGGAACAAUAACAACACCACUGGCACCAGCGGCAGCCCCAGCAAGAGCAUGUCUGAUGACACAAUCGCAGCGAUCUGCUGCGCUCUGCAUGAGGUCAUCACCAAGAACAUGGAGAACACCAAGGCCCUUCGUGAUGCGGGUGGCAUCGAGAAACUCAUCGGCAUCGCCCGCAGCAAAGGCGACAAACACACACCAAAGGUGGUGAAAGCAGCAUCUCAAGUCCUCAACAGCAUGUGGCAGUACAGAGACUUGCGAAGCCUCUAUAAGAAGGACGGUUAUUCUCAGUAUCACUUCAUUGGCUCUUCAUCUACAAUCGAGAGAGACAGACAACGGCCUUAUUCCUCCUCUCGCACUCCAUCUAUCUCUCCGGUGCGGACCUCGCCCAAUAAUCGAUCAGCAAGUGCCCCGACCUCCCCUCGGGAAAUGAUGAGCUUGAAGGAGAGGAAGAUAGACUAUGAGUCAACUGGAACCAUUUCUGGUUACCAUGGAAACAAGGGCGAGCACACCUCUAGGAAAGACGCUAUGGCAGCUCAAAUCUCAAGUGGAACAUCUACACUGUUCAGAGGUGCUUACAUGUCUCCUGGGGAUGACAUCAAACAUAACCAGGUCUCCGCUCAAGGCAACCCACCCGAAGCCUAUCCUCCUUUCCAGACUCCCCCGGGACCCAACUUUGAGGAGCCUUACUUCGAGGACCAAGCUCAUAAACGCCCUCCGCCUGCCGCCGAUGGCACCAUGCACCUGGGACUGAAGUCCACAGGGAACUACGUGGACUUUUAUUCGGCGUCUCGCCCGUACAGUGAACUCAACUACGAGACGAGCCACUACCCGGCCUCGCCAGACUCCUGGGUGUAGAGGCAGGCUGGAGGCUGGCCUACGGACACAUGACACACAGACCGGCCCGGCAUGUGCAUGAACACUAGUAGACAUCUCACACACAUAUACCUUCAGUUCGGUUCAGCGCGACAGCGGGCUGCCAGCCAGCCAGCCAGCCAGCCGGUGAUCAACGUCAGGAAAGAGAGAGAAGAUUUUAGGGAAGGGGUUUCCGAAAGGCUCAAGGCAUGUGUUUUACUGAACGGACCACUUGAACUUUCCCGAAACAGUGGGAGAAUUGGAAUAUAUUUACGGACGUAAACGGAAAAGCGGUAGCUACAUGGUGUAGAGAUCAGACUUUACGUGAAGCACAAGAAAACAGCACUGGACACAAGCUCAGAAAGUAGUUUUCACACAUUUUAUGACAUUUUCUUAUGUUACGUCAUGCUUUUUUCACUCUUAGCCUUUCUAUCUUUUCUUUUUUUAAUUUGCUUGUUUUUUGUACCUCCUUUUUAACUUCUCAAGUCUGGUGUAAAGUACUUGUUGUAUAUUGCAGAUGUAGAGACAAGGUGCAUUGUGUAUAUUACGCAAAGACUACUGUGUCCUCCUCGUGGCUCGAUACGUCGUUUUUCUUUUUAACAGAGACACUCAUUCAACUCCAGCAUUCUCUUCUAUGCGUAGACAAGCAGCAGAACGUGUCUAAUUCAAAGGUGUAGUUCGCUCUAAUGCGAUUCAUUUUCUUUUUUCUAAACUACAAACGACUGACGACAGAGGAUCACUGCCUGGACGGAGUUUACCACCAAAAAAAAGAACUUUAUCAGGCCUGUCCGUCACUUUUUGUCUCGGCAGUUUUAAACACACAUACACGUUUUCCCCAACCAUACUGAGGGUCAUUCUACAAGUGAUCUGUGCUUAGUUUUGUAAAAUGUGUCAAACGUGGUAAUCCCUGACCCAAGGGUUGUUGUAGAUCCGCCGUUGAAGUUGCAUUUAACGGCGCGUCGUUUGGUUCUAUCGACGCCCGUUUGUAAAUGCUUUUUUUAUGUGUUUCAACAGCAUUCACACUGUAAUGACGACAGAGGGACAUGGUCUUCGAAAGCUACUUUCCCUCCAAAGAUGUACAAUUAGUUUAAGAGGUGUUGUAAAAAUAGACAUUUGCAAAAUCUGCUUUUUCCUUCCAGAGAUCAGUGGUUCUUAAGCUCAUCGUAGACAAAUCUGUCAAUAGAGUAUGGAUUUAUAUUAUAAAUACAAAUAUAUAUAUAUACUUUUUAAUGUGCAGAUGUGGAUGUCACCUAAUGCAGAAACAUUGCGAGGAAAAAACGCUAGUUCAUUAGGGUUUCGUUCACCUUUAUUUCGAAUGGAGACGUCGACCUCCUCUUGUCAUGUUGUUGCUGUGUAAAACAGGUGAGACCAGGGCUCCGGACACAGAGCGCACGUGUGCGAUAAAGUCUCUAACGUUGACUAGAAAAGGUGCUAAUUCUAUGCUCACUAUAACACAGUUGUCAUUUUGCUUAUGUUGUUGCUACCUUGUAAAAACGAUUUGAAUGUGAUUUCAUAUUUUUUGUAAAACAAACCCCCCACCUAAAUAAUAUUGAUGAUCCCUGUAAAAUGUAUGCCCUAUAAAAGAUGCACCUCUUUUUCCUUCAUUGUUUAUAUCUUAUCUCAGGUCAUCUUUGCUUUUAGAAGAUUGAUGAACAUUCCUUGAGCAGAAGAGAUUGAAAAGACAACAGAGAGUGAUGCUAUAGCCCGUCAUCGUGUGAUUUAAACUUUAGACUUGAGUCUGGCAGAUUUAAGGAAGGUAUGAAGCUCGGUCAUAAGCCCUGGUCUUACCUUCGUAUCACUUAGAGAGAUCAUUUUCGAAAGCAAGGGUCAGGAUAUCCCCCAAAACUCACACAUCUUUCUGCACCAUCGAUAGUGAACGUCUGAGAACAAGCAAAAUAUCUGUGACAAAGUAGACAUAUCAGGCAACCUGUAUUGAAGAUGUAAGUAAACCUUUUUUUUCUGUUGCUAGACAAAGUGUUUGAGAGAAUUGUGAACCUUUUUAAUGCCAGGUUGCAACUGCUAUAUAAACUAAAUGAGAAUCA